Molecule: messenger RNA, 2166 nt
Organism: Xiphias gladius (swordfish)
Lineage: Eukaryota; Metazoa; Chordata; Actinopteri; Istiophoriformes; Xiphiidae
Gene: syndig1l
Product: synapse differentiation inducing 1-like
Exons: 4
Coding region: 300-1115 (271 amino acids)
Cellular component (GO): intracellular membrane-bounded organelle; membrane
Source: RefSeq, a predicted model, not a curated record
ACUGGCUAUUUCUUCAAACGAGAAAGUCUGAGAAAUGUCUUUUUCUCUGGGCGACACCGUCAGCAUCCCAGCCAUAAUGUACAGGCGGGAACAAGCGAGUGUUUGCGUCCUCCAGACAACAUUUGGAUUGUCAAGAACUCAAAGGUGUCAGAGUGCUGAAUUCUGAAUGCCAUUAUCACCUUUACUGACAUCAUCGCACGUCACUGAGGCGCCUAUUUCACCCAUCACUCUUCCCGUCUCCUAGCUAGAGCUAAAGUCACUGAGAAGCUCCUCUUUCUCACCGUUUGACCCCUGCUGCUAUGGAGAACCUUAGUGAGCUCCAGAACCCGUUAUUGGACAAAAACAGUAAGCACAUGGUCAAUGGUUAUGGGGGAGACUUCCCUAAUAACCAGUACCAGGAAAAUAUUAUUAAUUAUUUUGCUGGAGGAGGGGGUGGUGGUGGAGGGGAGGGAGGAGGAGGUGGAGGAAAGGUAAAUAACAGCAACAUAGUGAGUGGAGGAGGGUACAAUACCAACGGGAAGGUCAAAUCUCAGCAACUUUUGGAUGCCACCUCGCUGCAUCUUGCAGUAGAGGCCUUCUACAGGCCUAACUUCAUCCUAUACAAGGAGGACAGCAGCAGCAUCAAGGCUAAGGAAUACAAAAGCGAGUGCUGUGAGACCACCUUUACGGAGAAGAAGGCAAAGGAGGCAUCCAACACAGCAGGGGCGGACACGCCUGGCACGGAGGAUCCUCAGGCGAAGCUGCUGGAGGACAGCGAACACAUCAAGAUCCAAACGGUUUCCUACGAGGUGGAGGAGGAGGAGUACGUGGAGUACGAGACGGACUGCUCCAGCGACAGUGAGAGCGAGGACAACUUCAUUGUCGUCCCUCCACGAGACCACCUCGGCCUGGCCAUCUUCUCCAUGCUCUGCUGUUUCUGGCCUCUGGGGAUUGCGGCAUUUUACUUCUCACAAGGGACCACCAAGGCGGUGAACAAAGGUGACUUCCCACUGGCCAACAUUGCCUCCCGACGGGCUUUAUUCCUCGCUGCCCUCUCCAUCACUAUAGGCACUGGUGUGUAUGUGGGGGUGGUGGUAGCGCUCAUUGCUUACCUUUCUAAACCAGGACACAUAUAGCAGCCGCAACUUCCCUCCACACACCUCUGGGGAACCCAGGAGUAGAAUAACGCCCUCUGGGAAAUGGCUUUUCUCCUGCAGACUUUGAGGGAAGUUUUUUGGGAAUGUACAGUUUUUUCCCUCCACUUUCUUUUCUUUCCAGCCUUCUCUCCCCAAAAGCCCUCUGUCAGAUUAGCAACAGUGACUGGAGAGAGGUCAAGCUGAGUGUGAGAGGAGGGGGAAUUGGGGAUAGACAAAGUUUUUUUUCUGUUCAGACAGGGAGAGGGUUUGAGUAAUGGAGGUAUUCCAUGUUGGAGCCCAGUUUACAUCCCAUUGACUUAAACCCCUGUUGGCUUCAUCCUCUUCUGGGUGGUUUUUAACGUCUAACGUCUACAGACACUUUGAGGCUAUAGGACUGAGACGGUAACUCCUUGAAUUUAAGCAAUUAUUAAAGAGCAGAGGUUGAGGAUGGUUAGAAAUAAACACAAAUUAGUCUUAAACCGACUCCAUGCUACUGUUAUUUAAGCUGCUUUUAAAAUUGAAGCCUUUCUGUGGAGUCCUGUUCCCUGUCAUCUCAGUUUGCCAACCAGGACUGUCUUUAAUAGACUGUGUUCUGCCCUCAUCAACUCCAGAUACCAAGACUACAUUUGUCUCUGCACUGACUUCCUCACAGUGGAAGAUAAAAAAAAAAUACAUGACUAAGUUCACAGUUUCUUAAAACAUGACAAAGGAGGGCUUUCUGGAGAAACUUCAGAAGAAAAAAAAACAGAACUACUGAUAACAGUUUCUAUGAAUAAAGAAUAAAACACUGAGAGGUUGAAAAAGAAUGAUCACAUACAGUCAGGAACAGUGGCUGUUUCCUUUCUUACUGAACAAUAUGCAUUGGCAUGAAUUACAAGAAUCACAAUGUAGCCUCAGGCUUGUAUUUUACCUUGGAGAAGGUGUCCAUCCAUUAAAGACGUACCCUGAAGUCUAACAAAAUCUGUUCAUGCCAGAAAUAGUUUGCCUACAUACAUGCAAAUGUGCUUUGUUUUUAUGUUUGUCUUUUUACAUUCUCCCUGGUGUCUAAAGG